CCGACUGUAGGUUGUUCUCGAUAAGCUUCAGAGAACUGCAGCUCCUCCCAGUCGCGGCACCGACACAUCAAGAUGUGACUAACUAUAUGAAUAGGGCACCCGAUGCUCUCACUUGAGAACAGUGUCAGUGAAAUUGAUUUCAUCACUUGUCAGAGAAGCUCACAUGGUUAGAGAGAUGAACUUAGAGGGGGACAGCGGUCUGUCAGUGAGCUGCGGCAACGGGAAACUUAGACAGUGGCUGAUCGAUCAGAUUAACAGCAGUAGCUAUGCCGGACUGGUUUGGGAGAAUGGCGAGAAAAGCAUUUUCAGGAUCCCGUGGAAACAUGCGGGCAAACAGGACUACAAUCGAGACGAGGAUGCUGCACUCUUCAAGGCUUGGGCAUUGUUCAAAGGGAAACACAGGGAAGGAGUGGACAAACCAGACCCCCCCACAUGGAAGACCAGACUGCGAUGUGCUCUUAACAAAAGUAAUGACUUUGACGAGCUGGUGGAGAGAAGCCAACUUGAUAUAUCAGACCCUUACAAAGUCUACAGAAUCAUACCGGAGGGAGCUAAGAGAGCGAUCAAGAUGUCAGAGACAACGUUACAUAUGAGCUCAGAGAGCAACUACCCCAUGCACUCUCUGUACCCAACUCUACACAGCCAGGUGUCUGGCGGCUACAUAGUUCCCCAGGAGAGGAAGGAGUGGAAGGAGUACAGCCAGACACAAGACCACCAGCAGCAACCUCAGCCUCAGCACCACCAGCCACCCCACGUUGAGCUGCAGUACAGCCAGUGCCACUACCCACCGCCACUCAGCCGACUGUGGCACACCGGGCCACACACAGAUAAUGGUUAUCAGUUCACUGGCUCCUUCUAUUCAUACUCCUCCUCAGAGUCCCACCCCACAGCAUUUACAAUGGACCACAACAUGGCCACCCUUUCUGACUUCCGACUGCAUGUGUCCCUGUUCUACCGUGAGGCUUUGGUCAAGAAGGUAACCACCUCUGGUCCUGAAGGCUGCCAGAUCACCUCUUAUUCCUCCUCCUCUUCCUCGUCUUCCUCUCCGUCCUCCACCUGCCCUGAGGACAAGCUGUACAGCGGUGCAGAAGUGGUGCUGUUCCCGUCCCCUUACCCCGAGUCACAGAGGAGGGGGGCGGAGAAGCUACCCAAUGUCCUGGAGAGGGGCGUACUCCUGUGGAUGGCGUCAGAUGGGCUCUAUGCCAAGCGGCUUUGCCAGAGCCGAGUGUACUGGGAGGGCCCGCUGGCCCCGUACACGGACAAACCCAACAAACUGGAGAAAGAACAGACCUGCAAGCUGUUUGACACUCAGCAGUUCCUCACUGAGCUGCAGGGGUAUGCCCAACAUGGCCGUCCCAUGCCCAGGCAUCAGGUGGUGCUGUGUUUUGGCGACGAGUACCCAGAUCCCCAACGCCAGACCAAGAUGAUCACAGCACAGGUGGAGCCAAUGUUUGCCAGGGACCUGUUGUACUUCACCCAGCAGAACAGCAGUCACUACCUUAGGGACUAUGAGCUCCAGGGACACACAGAGAGCUCCCCUCCAGCUUCAGGAGACUACCAGAGGACCCUCCAACACAUGCAGGAGUAACACAUACAAACAUGCCUCAGGAGCCAUGGACAUGCAUGUAGAUAGACCAAUGAGCUUAACUUCACAACUACUGUAAUGUAUACAGUAUACUCAGGUCUUGGACUAAAAUGCCUCACUGUGAUUUCAACGUAAGACUGGACUGUGCCUCCAUCAUCAGUGUCAACAGUUUGAGCCAAAGAUGAUCAAAGAUGGAAGUAUCUACCCUAGUUUGUACAGCCUUACAAUUACGUUUGUAAUCAUCAUUUAUUUGUCUUUUUUUAAACAAUAUGGAAAACUGAAUAAGUCUUUUGAUUUGUAAAUCUUUACAUUGCACUUCUGUUGUAGCUGUAGAUAAUUGAAGUGAUUGGAUUUAGGCUGACCCUAGCAUUGGUUCCCACGUGAUCCUUGAUACAUUAUAGCUACAAAGUGUGUGGUGUGUGUAGGCUUAUCACAAGAGAUAGUGUGUUUUCCGGUGACAUCUGUAGGAAACCCACAACACCCCCUGACCUGUGGUAGUGGUAUGGGGGCGGAGGUAGCCUGCCCCUGUCUCUCUCUCCCCAUCUCUCUCUCUUUCUUUGUCUCCCGCUUCAUUUUCUCUCUUGCUAACACUUGUUUUCAACGAGAGAGGGAUGCAUGUGCUUGUGUAUGUUUGUGUGUAUGUGUGUGUGUGUGUGUGCGGGCGGGUGUGCAUAUGUGUGUCUGCAUGUGACAUUCUGACAGUGUAUAGGAUGCGGUUUGAGGGGACGAGGACCAAUGUGAAGCAGAGGGUGACUGACAGAAGCAGGAAGCACCAGUCACAGGUGCACAGGAAGUGGAGUAGCCCUCAGGAGAAAGGGAGAAGAGGCUUAAUGUGACCCAUUUCCAGAAGCUAGGCAUAUGUUGCACGUCACUACUUCACAGGAGAGGCAUUUUAAGGAAAAACCUUUUUUUUAUAUCAAAAUCCUUUUUUGGGCAGAAAUGCUUUUUGGAGCAUGUGAACUUUCAUGUGCCUUAAUAAUAAACUUGUAUGCCAUCUGUAAAUACGAAUAAAUUGGUUAAAUUAUGAGCCUAGUUGGUUUAGCCAUGAAAAAAAGACAGGAACCUUCCGAUAGCCAUGAUUGGCUGAGAUAUGCUGAGAGAUGAGUUCAGAUUGAUCUGCCAUGUAGCACGCUUCUGUCUAUAACAUGAGCUGCUCAGUAUGUGUUGAUAAUCCAUGCUACGGCGGCUUUUUUGAAAGAGAUAACAUCAGCCAUGGAGAACUGCAAAAGGGUUGCUACUGUUCUCAACAACAUUGUUGCCCUGAAUUUAGCAGGCACUAUAGACAAGAUCUGUGGGAAAAAGUUGUGAUGGACUACUUUCUGCACACAAUCAGUGUGAACCGGAGUGACAUGACACAACGGGCCAAAUAAGCUGUAGCUAGCUACAAAUAAAAUGGAAAAGACACAGGACGUCUUAAUUAGUUAAAGUGGUUCCAGUCUGCAGUGAAGCGUUCAUCCAUGUAUACGGAUAAGUGUCUAGCUACAUUUUUCAGGUAUUUUACUUUUCAAAUUUUGUCAGAAAGUCAUUUUCAUUGCAAGUUAAAGCUCAUUGUUCGCUAGCUAGCAAAUGUUAGCUUACUGGCUCGCUACCUGAUGUUACGUGUAUGAUCUGUAUAGUAAUAUUAUUUUUGUCUCAGAAAUCCAUUUGCAUUGCUAGUUAUAGCCUAAUGUUAACUAGUUAGCUUAUGUUGAACCUAGUUGGUUAGCUUUAGCUACCUGCAGAUUCAUACUACAGCCACAGACAGAACAAUGAGACAGAUAUUUCACCGAAUGUAUAAAUGUGAAGCAUCUGGUUGGCGUUUCCACUAUCUACCAAAUAUGUGACCCGUUUCAGGAAAUAAGGCAUAUGUCGCAGGUCACUACUUCACACGAGAGCCAUUUGAACGUAAUAUUUGUAUAUUUUUAUCAAAAUGCAUUUUUUUUGACAGAAAUGGCUUCUGGAGCUUGUGAACUUUCAUGUGCCUUAAUAACAAACUUGUAUGCCAUCUGUAAAUACGAAUAAAAUUGUUAAAUUACAA
This is a messenger RNA of Salmo salar (Atlantic salmon), 3602 nucleotides long. Its product is annotated as interferon regulatory factor 4. Gene Ontology annotation, biological process: regulation of transcription by RNA polymerase II; immune system process. Gene Ontology annotation, cellular component: nucleus. The record is from RefSeq and is a predicted model, not a curated record. NCBI's taxonomy places the organism in Eukaryota, Metazoa, Chordata, Actinopteri, Salmoniformes, Salmonidae. Gene Ontology annotation, molecular function: RNA polymerase II cis-regulatory region sequence-specific DNA binding; protein binding; DNA-binding transcription factor activity, RNA polymerase II-specific.